Paramecium tetraurelia is the source of this 672-nucleotide messenger RNA. RefSeq lists its product as uncharacterized. Gene Ontology annotation, cellular component: nucleus. The record is from RefSeq and is a predicted model, not a curated record. NCBI's taxonomy places the organism in Eukaryota, Ciliophora, Oligohymenophorea, Peniculida, Parameciidae. The transcript is spliced from 2 exons. Gene Ontology annotation, molecular function: histone binding.
AUGGCUCACAUAUUAGAAAUAUUUAAAAAAGCAAUCGAAUAAAAAACAGAAGAACAAGAAGGUAAAUUAAUGGAGUUUGAUCUUGACAAUGUUAAGAUUGUGAAAUUAGAGAAAUAGGUCGCUGAACUUCUUGAAUCUCAAAGUCAACUAGAGUCUUUAAGUCUAGUUGAGUGCUCCUUAAAGACACUUGAGGGAUUUCCUAAAUUACCAAAUUUGCAGAAUUUGGUGUUGGAAACCAAUUAAUUGGAUGGAGAGGCAAUUAAAUUUAUUGCCACCACAUAUCCAAAAUUGAUGUGUUUAAGCUUAGCAGAAAAUUCAAUUAAAACAUUUGCUGAAUUGGAGUCCAUCAAGCAAUUGAAAAAAUUACAACAAUUAGAUUUAUCUGAUAAUCCUAUUGCUCAAUUACCAGGAUACUUCUAAAAGGUCUUUGAUUUAGUUCCUGGAUUGUCGGUUUUAGAUAACAAGGAUAAAAAUGGAAAUGAUAUUGAAUAUAGUGACGAUGAAGAAGGUAUAGAAAGAGAUUCUGAAGAAUCAGAUGAUGAUUUAGAUGAGGACGAUGGUGACUUAGAUGACGAUGAUGAGGAAUCCAGUCCUUAGCCCACUAAAAAAACAAAAAAAUGAUAAAUUUAUAAGAUUUUUUGGUUCAUUAAUUUUUAUUUCAUUUUAUUUAAA